AUGGUGGCUGAUCUUAAGAGACCUGGUGAAGAAGAAGAGUACGGCUCUGAAAAGAAGCUUAGGUUACAGUCCUUUGAUCAUGGUGUCGGUAGUGAACCUGUUUCCCAUCUAGAGAUUGUUCCUAGUGAUUCCUAUGCUAAGCAUAAGAGUAAAGGGUUUAAGGCUGAUGAAUCUGAUAUAAGAGGUUCCCAACAGGCAUCCCUUUUUGAAGAGCAGUUGUCUUUGAUGGAUCAUAAGGAAGCAGAAGUAGGAGAGCAUAAAGAGAAGUAUGGCAGAGACCCACUGCCUAAAGAUUUUAAUCCAGAGACACAUGAAAUCUCAUUCCAACAACUAGAGGCAGAGCAAAGUACUCUACCGUUCUCGAAAGAUGAAGGUACUUCUACUAUUGUAAGGUUUUUUGGUGUUACAAAGGACGGUCAUUCCAUACUCUGUAAUGUUACUGGAUUCAAACACUACUUGUACGUUCCAGUGCCAUCAGCACCGGAGGCUCAAGAUCCUAACGAAGUGGCGUCAUUUACUAAAUAUUUAAAUGAGAAUUUUGAAAACAGCGUGGAUCGUAUCGAUAUAGUGUCAAAACAAUCGAUAUGGGGGUACGAAGGUGAGAGCAUGUUACCGUUUUAUCAGGUCUUCGUCACUAAUCCCAACACUGUGAAUAAGAUGCGUACAGCUUUUGAAAAAGGGUAUUUGAGUCAUAAAUCUUGGUUUUCUGCAGGUACAACGACUUAUGAUAAUAUUGCAUUUACACUGAGGAUGAUGAUCGAUUGUGGGAUUUCUGGUAUGUCGUGGAUUACUUUACCAAAAGGCGAAUAUCAGUUAGUUCCUGAGCACGAAAGAGUCUCUACAUGUCAAUUGGAAGUCACUAUCAAUUACAGAAAAUUAGUUUCACAUCCAGCUGAGAACGAAUGGUCACAGGCGAGCCCUCUAAGAAUUUUAUCAUUUGAUAUAGAAUGUUCUGGUAGACCAGGUAUCUUUCCUGAGCCUGAAACAGAUCCUGUAAUUCAAAUAGCGAAUGUGAUGAGUGUUGCAGGUGCCAAAAAACCAUUUAUACGUAAUGUGUUCACAGUGGAUACUUGUUCGCCAAUUACAGGAUCACAAAUCUAUUCCCAUGCUACAGAGGAAGAGAUGUUGAAGCAUUGGCGUGAUUUUGUGGUUGCUGCCGAUCCAGAUAUCAUCAUUGGUUACAACACUUCGAAUUUCGAUUUCCCAUACCUAAUUAAUAGAGCUAAGGCGCUAAAAGUGGAAAGUUUCCCGUAUUUUGGUCGUCUUUUCAACGUUAAACAGGAAAUUACUAGCUCCGUUUUUUCCUCCAAAGCAUACGGUACUAAAGAAUCCAAAAAUAUUAAUAUCGAUGGUCGUUUACAACUCGAUUUACUGCAAUUUAUUCAACGUGAAUAUAAAUUAAGGUCCUAUACUUUGAAUGCUGUGUCUGCACAUUUCUUGGGUGAACAAAAGGAGGACGUUCAUCAUAGUAUUAUUACUUCAUUACAGAAAGGUGAUAGUGAAACAAGAAGAAGGUUGGCGGUAUACUGUUUAAAAGAUGCAUAUUUGCCCCUGAGAUUGAUGGAAAAAUUGAUGGCUUUAGUUAAUUAUACAGAGAUGGCUCGUGUGACAGGUGUUCCAUUUUCCUACUUGUUGAGUCGUGGUCAACAGAUUAAAGUUAUUUCUCAAUUGUUCCGUAAGUGUUUGCAAAUCGAUACUGUAAUUCCCAACAUGCAAUCACAGGCAUCAGACGAACAGUACGAGGGUGCCACUGUCAUUGAACCUAUUCGUGGAUAUUAUGAUAUACCCAUUGCAACAUUGGAUUUCAGCUCUUUGUAUCCCAGUAUCAUGAUGGCUCACAAUCUGUGUUAUACAACUUUAACGAGUAAAUCUACAGUUGAGAAAUUUAAUAUGAAAUUGGAUGAGGACUACAUUAUGACCCCCAAUGGUGAUUAUUUUGUAACUUCUAAAGUCAGGCGUGGUAUUCUACCAACUAUCUUAGAAGAACUAAUUGGUGCCAGAAAGCGCGCUAAGAAGGAUUUAAAGAAUGAAACAGAACCGUUUAGGAAAGAUGUGUUAAAUGGUAGACAAUUGGCAUUGAAGGUUUCGGCAAACUCGGUUUAUGGUUUCACUGGUGCUACUGUAGGUAAAUUGCCCUGCUUAGCCAUUUCAUCUUCUGUGACAUCUUUUGGUCGUAACAUGAUUAUGUUGACCAAGCAGGCGGUAGAGGAGAAGUAUUCCAUCAAGAAUGGGUUCAAGCAUGAUUCCCUUGUGGUUUAUGGUGAUACUGAUUCCGUCAUGGUGAAGUUUGGUACUACGGAUUUGAAAGAAGCGAUGAAACUUGGUGCAGAGGCAGCAGCUUAUGUUUCUACAUUGUUUAAACAUCCAAUUAACUUGGAAUUUGAAAAAGCAUAUUUCCCAUAUCUUUUGAUUAACAAGAAGAGGUACGCUGGGUUGUUUUGGACAAAUCCUGAUAAGUAUGAUAAGAUAGAUCAGAAGGGUCUGGCUUCUGUCCGUCGUGAUUCCUGUCCUCUGGUUUCUAUUGUGAUGAAUAAAGUGUUGAAGAAAAUUCUAAUUGAAAGAAAUGUUGAGGGGGCAUUAGGUUUUGUUAAGGAAAUCAUAGACGAUAUCUUACACAACAAAGCUGACAUUUCGAAGUUGAUCAUUUCAAAGACGCUGGCGCCUAACUAUACUAAUCCUCAACCACAUGCUGUCUUGACUGAACGUAUGAAAAAAAGGGACGGUGUGGGGCCAAACGUUGGUGACCGUGUUGACUACGUCGUGAUAGCAGGUAAUGAUAAAUUGUACAAUAGAGCAGAGGAUCCAUUGUACGUGUUAGAACAUAACAUGCAAAUCGAUUCCAGAUAUUAUCUGACGAAUCAAUUACAAAAUCCAAUCAUCAGUAUUGUGGCCCCCAUUUUAGGUGAAAAACAGGCUAAUGCCAUGUUUGUCGUCAAAUCAAUCAAGAUUAAUACAGGUAAUAUGAAAGGAGGAUUAAUGGGGUUCGUGAAAAAAGUCGACUCUUGUAAGAAUUGCAAGGGACCAUUAAAGAAAGGGGAGGGACCUUUGUGUAGUAAUUGUCAAGCCAAAUCUGGAGAAUUAUACAUUAAAGCGCUUUACAACGUCAGAGACUUAGAGGAAAAAUUUGGCCGUCUUUGGACCCAAUGUCAAAGAUGUGCUGGCAGUUUGCAUAAUGAAGUGCUCUGCUCCAAUAAAAAUUGUGACAUCUUCUAUAUGAGAGUGAAGAUGAAGAAGGAGCUACAAGAGAAUAUUGAAAACUUGAGUAAAUGGUAA
Messenger RNA from Zygosaccharomyces rouxii, 3273 nucleotides. It is a transcript of the gene POL3, whose product is annotated as DNA-directed DNA polymerase delta POL3. Gene Ontology annotation, biological process: nucleotide-excision repair, DNA gap filling; base-excision repair, gap-filling; DNA replication proofreading. NCBI's taxonomy places the organism in Eukaryota, Fungi, Ascomycota, Saccharomycetes, Saccharomycetales, Saccharomycetaceae. The transcript has a single exon. Gene Ontology annotation, molecular function: DNA-directed DNA polymerase activity; 3'-5'-DNA exonuclease activity; nucleotide binding. Gene Ontology annotation, cellular component: delta DNA polymerase complex. The coding region runs from base 1 to 3273 and encodes 1090 amino acids. The record is from RefSeq and is a predicted model, not a curated record.